Messenger RNA from Gopherus evgoodei (Goodes thornscrub tortoise), 8096 nucleotides. RefSeq names its product lysosomal associated membrane protein 2 (gene LAMP2). The record is from RefSeq and is a predicted model, not a curated record. Lineage: Eukaryota; Metazoa; Chordata; Testudines; Testudinidae. Gene Ontology annotation, cellular component: membrane. Bases 55 to 1344 code for a protein of 429 amino acids. The transcript has 9 exons.
UGCGCUCUCACUGCGCCCGUCCGUUCGUCUCGCAGGGCCCCAGCGCUGGUGAAGAUGGCGACGCGCAGCCCCUGGCCGCGGCCCCUCAGCCUGCCCUGCUGCUGCCUCCUGCUGCUCGCGCUCGGCGGCCCCGGUUUUUUCCAGUCACAUGCAGUGGAAGUAGAUGUGAAAGAUCUCUCCAAUAAUACGUGCAUAUAUGCAAAAUGGAUGAUGAGCUUCUUGAUAAAAUAUGAAACAAACAAUAGUGAAUAUAAAAAUGCAACCUUAAACCCAUCUACCAAUGUAACACAUGAUGGAAGCACCUGUGGCAAUAACACACAUGCCCCACUACUAGCAAUACAAUUUGGAGCAGGUCACUCUUGGAGUAUCAAUUUUACUAAGACUAAUGAAACUUAUCAGGGAAACAUCAUCUCAUUUACCUACAACACCAGUGAUGCAGUCUUUAAAGAUGCUAAAACAAAAGGACCAAUUACUAUUGUUGUAAAGGACACUAUGCCUCCAGUCCAACUGAAUACAGUCUAUAAAUGCCAUCACCUUGACUCUAUUGAAGUGGCAAAUGUGUCUCUGUUCUUCUGGGAUGUCAUUCUGCAGGCUUUUGUUAAUGGCACUGUUAGUAAAAAUGAUUCUACAUGUGAAGCUGAUAAAUCUACUGUUGCACCUACCACUGUUGCCAACUUAACUACUGCACCUAUCACUACUGCUUCAUCACCUCUACCAACUACAACUUCUAAACCAGUGGAGAAACCACUCAUUGGAAACUAUUCUCUUAAAGAUGGCGAUAAAAUCUGUCUUCUGGCUACAAUGGGGCUGCAACUGAAUGUCUCUCAAGAGAAGCCUGUUUUGAUUAACAUCAACCCAAAGACCACUAAUGUCACUGGUAGCUGUGGCAACACAUCUGCUACUCUGCGACUGAAUGACAGCAACAGGAGGCUUAUUGAUUUCACCUUCGCUGUUAAAAACACAAGUGCAAACACACAAAGAUUCUAUCUGAAAGAAGUGAACAUCACCCUGAUCAGCUCUAUAAAUGGUUCUGAACCUUUAAAUGCUGGAAACAACAACCUCAGCAUUUGGGACACCUUCCUGGGCAGUUCCUACAUGUGCCAAAAAGAGCAGACUGUUUUGGUGACUGAAGAUCUUCAAGUACAUACUUUUGAUCUAAGGAUUCAGCCGUUCAAAGUACAAAACAACAAGUAUUCUAAAGCUGAAGAAUGCUUUGCAGAUUCUGACCUGAACUUUCUUAUCCCCAUCGCAGUGGGCGUGGCGCUUGGCUUCCUUAUCAUUCUUGUCUUUAUCUCUUACGUCAUUGGAAGAAGGAAAAGUCGUACUGGCUAUCAAUCUGUAUAAUCUUUUCAUGCUGCCUCUGCUACCUUUUUCCCUUAACAGAAGUUAUUAGUUCAUGGUUUUCUUUGACUAGAUAUAUUAAACAAAGGAUAAUGUAUUUAUGCAUAUGAUUGUGAGAACAAAUUUAGACUCGCCUGAACCUACUGUAAGGUUUUGGAGUAAAGUAAAACUGCUCCAGGAAACACUUAUGAUCAAUAUUUGUCCCCGGGGCAAUGUGAUUAUCUUAGGCCUCUUCAGUCAAAUAAGGAUGCAUCUUACUCGCAGCAUUUUUAAUCUCUAUUCUUUUGCAUAAUAUCACAGCUGGUGAGUGAGGUUUUUAUUUUAUAUGCAGCUACUCAGUUUAUUUCAUAUAAUGCUGAAGUAAAAAAAACAAACAAACCCCUGCUAGAGGUUUGAAUGCUGUGUAGUGAAGGAUUGUAUAUGCUGUUGGAAAGAAAUGCAAAAUCCUUCCUAGCGUUCAGUUACAAGCAAACUUACCACUGCUGCCUUGUUUCUGUUUCUUCAUGUAGCUGCUUGUUCUCUGGGGUUAGCUUAAAGCUGCUUUUCCUGUUGCAUCCAAAGGUGGUUCUUGAUCCUACAAUAAGUCACCCAGAAGUUCCUUCUCUUAGUAACUAGUGUAUUUAAUAUCAGUGUGGAAAGGAUUAUCUUUUUUUAAGUGUAAGAGUAGUGGGUGAGAUCUAGCAUAACUUACCCAAGAAUGGAAGAACCUGACCUUAGUGAACAGACACAGCUUUUAAGGAAGCCUUAGGUGUCCUGAGCUGUGGGGUUUUUUGUUUUUGUUUUUGUUUUGUUGUUUUCUUUUUUGUCCAAAGAGCACGGUGUUAAGCAUCUUCUGUUUGCUAACCAAAAAGUGGUUCUGCUCUCUGACUUUAACUGAACCUAUGGUUGGGGUAAAUGGGAAAACUUUGAGUUCACUGGGUCCAAGUUUUCAUUCUGUCUAUGUAAGGGAAGGAUAAUCUAGACUUCUCAUCCUGUAUUUCAGCUGAAGGAAUUGGCCUAACUUUAAACUCCGUAACUCCACAGAGGUGUGCUCUUACUCUAUUUUCCAAAGUAGUUAGUAUGCAAAAUAGUGAUUGUAAAGGAUGAGGUUAUAGAAAACCACAGUAAAAGAAAGUGACCCCACCAAAGAAUGGGAUGGUAUGUUGGAUCCAGUCAAAUGCCCUCCCCUAUCAUUAAUAUUGUCAUACACUUUGAAGGGCCUCUGUUCCAUGUUUAGGCCUUAGCAGGAUGGAAGCUAGUUAUCUUGGAUUAAAUUCUGCCACCCCUGAAUGGGUACAUUGGGACAGGAGCAUCUUCCUCUUUGGGCCCCUUUGAUGCUGACCUGCAGAAGCUAGUUCUACUAUUGUGCUCUCUUUCAUGCUAGGCCAUGUGACUAGCUGGGAUGCUGGCAUCAUCUUUGCAUGGCUGUUAGUAGCUGGCAGUAGGUUGUGUGGGAAUGUGUUUAGGAUGUUCCUGAGCCACUGCAGGGGUAGACUGCUGCAGAGCACCUCCACCUUAUUUACAGACAGGAGCGAGAUCAUGAUAGUUUGGGUCUCGGAGAUGAUUGAGGGUAACUGGGCUAAUUUAAGUCAAAUCAGAUGAGAAGCGGUCUUCUAUUUUUCAGUUUACUGGCUCACAGAAUGUGUGUUCAGUCAUGUGUGGAUGAGCCUAGUGUCCUAUAAAGAGAGAACCCAUGAAGUAAGCUGUGAUGUUCAGUCAAUACGAUACAGGAGGAUAUGGCACAUGAGGUGCUGAAUGUAGAGCAUGUCACAAUUCACACUCAAAGUGGCGUUAUUUAGAAGCAUAGCUGCCUUUAAAAAACAAAGCUUAGUAAAAGCACACGUAGGGAUUUAUCUACAAGAGGUGUUCAGAUACACUUUAAUUUGAGUGGUGUUGGGCAUGGAAGAUUGUACACUGCUGACUUUGAUUUUAAAGAAACUUGUAUCACAAAAAUUGCUUUGGUCUUCUUCUGACUGCAGCAUCAAGCCUAAUCUGUAACUGCAUCUUCUAACGGGACAAAAAUAGGGUCCUACACAGAUGUGAUCCUUUCAUGAUGGGGACUUAAUUUAAGCCCAGUGGGUUGGGUUUUUGUCUCCCAUUUUUUUACUCUUGCUUUCCCUAAGUGGGGAAGUGCUAAAUGGGCUACUCUGGGCCUAACACACAUGUCCCUCAAAGCAUGUCACCUCCACAAUGAUGCUAGGUGGGUUCUAUUCGUGCUAUGCUAUUCUUCAGGCUCCAGAUCUGAGCUUCACACAUAACAUUCUUUUAAUCCAGCUGGGUGACUUUAAUAAUAAAGUGCAGCAGUUUCCUAAAAAAAUAAAAAUUAAGUGCUAUUUUGGACUUCAUGAGAAGUCAAAAUCAAGCAAGCACUUUAAAGUUACUGUAGAAUGAAGUGAUAUAAACAUGGUUCUCUGAAUUUGCAAAAGAUUGUACACGUGCUGAUGACAGUAUCUAUAUUAAAGUUAACUAUGAUGUUCGUCUACUUUUGCUAGUGUUAACGCUCUUGAUAGAGAUGAAUGCGACUUUUAAAAGCUUUAUCUAAGGGGCUGGUGUGUCAUGGGUUUCAAUAGCCAUGAAAACUCAUAACUACUUGCUCUCCUUCACCCCCAUGCUCCUUUCAGGUAAGGACUGAGGAAGAGGCCAGGUGGGUGGCAUUUGUGCUGCCAGUGGUUGUGUUCCACAGUCUGUGGAUAACCAAAUUUAAGAGGAGUGAGUUAUUAAAACUCUGAGCAGAAGGGAUGGUAACAAAUAUUUAAAUGCUUUUUUCAUAAUGGCAAACACUAGAGGUUAUAGACAGUGUUAUAUUUUAAUAUAAAGAAGAAAAGGACUUUAGCAUGUGGUUAUGGAUGAAAAGAGACUUCUGUGUAUGUGCUCUCUAUGGCCCUGGCACUUCAAACUUCUGAGCCCUUCAGUUCCUAUUGAAGUUAAUCAGCAGGCUCAGUGCAGGAGUGAGCCCUAUACAUCUUCUGAAUCCAGUCUUUUUAGUUUACCAGUGAAACAUGCAGCAAUUAGAAAAUGUGUUCACAUGUCAACACAACUACCAAUAAAAUUCUGAUUGCUGAAUCUGUAUUACUCAUGGAAGCCUGGGAUAUACAGAGAACACAGCUUGAUCUUCAGAUACCAGGGGCAGUUUCUAAUAUUCUUGCCUUGAAAAGUCUUGUUCUGACCUGUCAACUACCCUACAUUGAUCUGGGUGUUAUUGACAGAUGCCUCACUAAAUGUAAGUGAUUGAAGUAAUUCUGCAUAUUUAGAGGAGAGCAGAGAGGCCACCAUUUUGACAUGUAAGUACUAAAGCUAGGUAUCUAUAUGGAUUAAAUAUUUAGAUAUGUAAGUUCCUUGAUUUUUAGAGGUGCUUAGCAGCCAUAAAUCCAGUUCGUCUUGGGAGUUGUGGGUGCUCAUAUUUAGAUGUCUGAAUGUGGAUUUUCUUAAACAUGCAGGUUUGAAAACUUUAGUCAAAGUUAGUAUCACAUGCUGGUCUGUCUUCUGCCUGGACAAUUAAUGAAAUUACAGCUGGGGUGAUUUUGUCCCAAUAUGAUUAAAUCCUACUCCCUGCCCACAAGAGUUUUAUUGCAUUAGAUUUAUUACUGGGUGGGAGCCCAGUUAUAAAGCUCAAACCUUAGUAACUGGAGUCAGCCUUGUUUAGGAUAAAUAUUUAGGCCUGUUUACAAGGGCCUAUACUAUAAGAAUUUAGGUGUAUUUUUAUUAGCUAGUUACAAAGGUAUUAAAAUUACUGUUUAAUUUUUUUUUAAUACUGUGACAGUUUGAGGCCUGGUUUUUAUGCUAAGCUUUUGGCGAAGCAGCCGUAAGCUGAGAACUGUAUGGUCAUUCUUACAUUCCAAACUAGUCAUAUUGAAAUAAGGUGCUAUUGGGCUGUUAGGAAUAUCAGAACAGCAUUGUAUUUCAGUCACCUCCAGAGAAAGGGAAGAAGAAAGGGGGGAGGGAGAAUUUAAAAUUGUUUCAGUAAGGGUGGGGGAUUGGAAACAGGAAAUAAAAACAGGGCCAUGGAAGGCUUUGUGGUAUCAAAGCUGAAAAGGGAAACACUAAGGAAAAAAACAACCUAAAAUCAUGCUUGUUCGAAGUUUACCCUAAUCAACCUCAAAUAGUUUGCACUGUCAAACUUCGGGUAGUGUUGCUCUCUGUUCAUGCAAAAAGAAUCAGGAAAGUAAGAGUGAAAAAAUAAGCCCUCUAACAAGCCUGCUCCAGGUACCAUCUCAAGCCUGUGAAGUCUGGACCUAAGAAAAUGGGCUGAGUGAUUCCAUUCAUCACACAUACCAGAGACGGUACAAAAUUUUUUUAAUCAUUCCUAAAUGGAGAAGGUGCAAACUCACUCUCAAUAAUAUGUUGUAUUGCUGCAAGAAGGGUGGCCGGUACUGCACAGGUGGCUGUAGUGAAGGCCGUGCCCUGUUCCCGGGGUGGGUACUCCAACCAUACUGACAGGUGGAUGGCCAUAAAGUAUAUUAAGGCUAAUGGUUGAAAAAGAAGGGAUGGGUAAAUUGUCACAGCAACAGAUGCUGGCAGUAAUCAAGCUCCAGUUGCUGGUGUGAGAAGGAGAUUGGAAUGAGCAAAGAAAUAUUUCCUCACAUGCGUAGAGCUUACACAACCUCAUAGUAGCCGCGUAAGAAGCUCAGAUGUCUAGUCUUUAGGAUUCUGUGCAGGAGAUGGAGAAGAGGAAGUACUUAACCCCAUAUUGGCCUGAAGAGUCACUGCAAUCUAGCAACUCAAUGACUUCCAUGUAGCCUGUAAGAGCAGUUGUGCUGGCUUGCAAAAUUAUUCCCAGGUAGUCUCCAGGAGCAGCACUCGUGCAUCCCAGGAAGGGCCCAUUCAGCCCUUUUCAACUGCAGUGAAGGUUUCAAAUCCAUGUGAAAUCUUCCUGUGAGGACAGCGGGGGUAUGUGAUUACACCCACCACAGAGAAUCUCAUGUCACAAAGGUUCUUUUUAGACUCUCUGUCUCAAAAACAAAGGGACCAUGUUUCUCAAAUUUGGAAUCUCUGAGCUAAGAAUUUACCCAGCUUCUGCAAGAGCUCUAACAAACUUGGACUCAGUUUCUAAAGCCUCACAGGCAUAGAGGGAAACAUUGUACAUUGCUGCCUGUGCAGUUCCAUAUUACCUGAGGCAAAAUCUCUUUCUCAUCAUGUUGAAACAGAAUGGGGAGAGGAGCCAGAUCUGUAUGUCACUCUGUAAUACAUCAGUACAUAUCCUAGGAAUACUGAGGGGGAGAGAUCCCAACGGUAAAUUCCUCUGUCAUAUAUGCCACAGAUUUUCCAGAAGAGAGAGCCCCAAUUAGUGAAACCGGGUGAGAACUAAGGGACAAAGGCUGUUAACCCACUUAAGGUUAACAGGGUUGCACAGGUGUUGUCAUGAGCAUGAUCUGAUGAUAAUAGGGUUACACAGAUGUAGCUGGGGGCAGAAUGGCCUGUAGAACCUCCAUUACUAAUACAGGUGUGAAAAAUGGAAUUUGUAGGAGUGUCAGACAAAAAUACCCAUUUCUCUUUUAUCUUGCAGACAGAAAUCAGUGAAUGAAUUGGAACCACACACGCACUGUUACAGUAAAUGUAUAAGGCAGCACUUUCUUUAAAAAAAUACCAGUAGCAGGACUCGGCAUUCUUGAUAAACCCUGCACUAACAAACCAGAGGUCACAGCCCAGCACUCUUGACCAAUCUAAAAUAACAAAGCAACAUUGACAGUCUUGUACUCCCAAGCAGGCCCACAUAAACAAGCUGUAUAGCCCAGCACUUUUGCAAUGAUAAAUCAGAGGGUGCAAGCACAACGAAAGAAACAUUUCAAUUUCUAUGUCCAUGAGGUUGAUCUAAACAGCUGUGGGUGAAACAAAUUACUGUGAGAAUUCUGAAUGCUGAAGUGAUAGGGCCUGGUUAACCAACUGGCCAGGCACCAGCAGGGACAAAAAUCCCACACAGUACAUUGAGAAUGAGAUCACACCGUUAAUUUCACCCAUAAGGAGAAAUGGCUACGUUUUCUCCCAUACCUCUCUGGCUUUAAAGACAUUACCACUGUGAUCUUUUGGGCACUGAGGGGUGAAGGAUUUGAAAAGUUUGGGGGCAGUGAGCUGUGCUCUGCAUGGCCAUACAGAGUCCGCUUCUGUUCCCAGCUCUGGGGUGGGUGGAAGGAGACCCUUGUUUCCUAGCAAUCUCUUCCUGCCAGUGUGACGUGCUGGGGGUCUAGGAGAGAGAAGCUCCUUUCAGUCUGGUGGACUCAAAGGGCCAUGCAGAGAGAGGAGGAGUGUAUUAAAGGGGGGAAAGGGGAAUGUGUUUAUCCUCUCAGCUCAAAGGUGGAGGGAACAGUCCUAAAGAUUCAUAAAUGACAAUUAUUCCUUAUUAUGGCUUCCUCUUUCCAAUUGCAGCCAGUAACUCACAUGUAUCAAGACAUGGUUGAAGCUACCACUGCGAAUGCUGCUGUGCUGAGUUGGGCUGCUGUCCCCAGGCACAGUGGCUCCUGCAGUGCCAGGGCUUCUGGGCUCAAGGGAUUUUGAGAUGGGCCAUUUUACUUGAUUUUUAUUAGUUUUCACAUGUAACCCAAAAGAUUGUGGGAGUGCCCUCCACUACCGAGUCAUGUAGUUUCUACCUGGGAAAUGUACUUAAAACUAUGAUAAAAAGUAAAAUAUAAGGUCAGGAAUGUUCCUUUUGAAGUGACUCUAUGAAAAUAGUAUUAAAAUGUCCUGUAAGCAUUUAAAAUCAAUAUUGAAAUGUUUUACCAGGGCUCUCUACCUGUAGUUACAAGACUGGAUCUAUACCGCCAAUAAGAUUUGUUAAGCAUUUA